AUGCCGCCACAUUCCACCCUCGAGUGGAUCGCAGGCGCCAACAUCCCGCGUAAGGGCCGAGCCAGACCCAGACGACGGAUUGUGGCCGAGUACGAGACCGAAGAUGAGGACGAAGAGGUCGAGUUCUUUGUCAAGUCCAGGCGCAAGAAAAAAGAGGUGAACGAGGCCGAGGCCAAGACUGCCACCGAGAGCAAGUCCAAGAAAUCCGAGAAGGAAGCCGCCCUCAAGUCGGCCCUCAAGCAGUCCGCGGCAUCGUCCGCAGACACCUCGGACGCCGCCAUGAGCUCGGAUAAGGACGUCGAGACCAGUGGCACCGAGUCAGCCUCCGCACCCGAAGAUCAUCUCAAGGAGUUCGACCCAGAGUGCCCCUGUAGAAACUGUGUCAGGGCACACAAAGCGCUCAAGCGGUCCCGGCUGAGAAAGAACAAGAAGAGGGUCAGUUUCUCAGACGACGAGGAAGACACGGACGCCCCGGACGAUGUGGAGACCGUCCACAACUUCUUCAAGUGGAACCAGGCCAUGGAGGCGAAGAAGGCUCGGGACCAGGAAGCCAAGGACUACAAAGAGUUCCUGGCGGACAAGGCAAAGAAAAUGGAAGACGCCAAAAAAGACGCGGAGAAGAAGGAGGCAGAAAAGAAAAAAGAAGAAGAAAAGAAAAAGAAGGAUACGGAAGCAAAAGACGCAGACUCGGCAAGUGGAACGUCAAAAGGGAAGCAGAACAAGGAUAAGAAGAAAAGCGCCGCCUCCUCAAACGAGACAACAGAUGCAAGCGAUUCUGAAGUCAGCACCUCGAAAGAUGGAACAGAUGCGGACACAAGUGCAAGUGGAGACUCGGGAGAGAAGGGAAAGAGCAAGAGCAACUCUAAAGCCAAGGACAAAAGCACUUCAGCUUCGCCAGAGUCCGACUCUAGCAAGGGGGAGGAUGCAGCCGUCAUCGAAAUGCUGAUGCAGAAGUUGCUAAAGGCGAAGAAGAAAAAGGUGAAGGAGAAGGAAAAGUCCAAAAAGAAGAAGGAGCCUCUCCAGGAAUCCCGCCAGGAAGACCCUGGGAAGCCGCCAGGACACGCAGCCGCCUCCUUCGACCCGAACUGGUUGAUGCCGCCGCGGUCCAACGUUGUUCAUGUUGAGCACUCGAUGGAGACUCCCACUGAUCCACGCCCCAACGCUUUUUUCGACAAUCAGAACCGCGUCAUGAGGGUUUAUCAUGGACCGGUGUAUGGAAAUGCGACGGGAGGUCUCUACCGGAAUGCUAGUGGUAACCCAAGUGGCAACCCGAAUAAUUAUGCCUCGAUUCCCCAGCAGCAGAAUCUUACGAACAGCAGUAUCUACAUGCAGAACAACGGGCAGCACCUACCGAAUAUACAGCCUUCUUACCAAGGCUAUCCUCCUCCACAGGCCCAGGCAAUGCCAUCCUUGCCGCCUGAAGGUGGAAAUCAAUGGUUCCAGGGGUAUGGUACCACGACUGUUCCAGGUAGACCUGAAGACAUCCAGUCAACUCGCCGCUCUCAGGCCGCCCCAGAGUUCACUUAUGACGCAAGAAUAUUUGAUGAGGCACAAAAACAGCCCAAUGCUACCCAGCCAGAAGGGAGGACGGAUUAUGACAUGGAAGCUCAGAUGGCCCGGGAACUCGAGGAGAUCAGCGCCCGUCUGCAGCGCAGCUCAAAUGCUGGCAAACAGAGCCACAAUAUGCCCAGCCAUCAUACAGCGCAGAACAGCAAUGGCAAUGUCAUGGGUAGCGACUUCGCCGCAGGCCAGCCAAGGAACAGUCCUAACGCUGCCAUGGCCAGCACCCCCCAGAAACCAACAUACGAAACAUCAUGGGACACUUCAGGACCUACGAAUAUGCCGGCCUCAACAAAUGAGAGUUGGGGAAGUCCAACGAACAACAAUGGCCACAGUACUCCUGACUGGGGCAAUGACAAUAUGAAAAAUGCUAGCAGUGGCGGGUCAGAUUGGGCCAAGGAUAAUAACAACGACGCUACCAUGAACAAUGGAGACGGCUAUGGUGCAGGAACGACGAUGCAUGAUGGCGGUCCUUCGAAGAUGCAGGUGUCCCCGAACCCAACACCCGGGAGCUGGCCAAGCCCCGCGAACCCACCCAGCGGCACGAAUGGCGAAUUCGAGACUGGCGGACAAACAGGCCAAAAUUGGCAAGACCCAAAAGCUGCUUCAAGUUCGGGAGGAUUCUGGGAGAGCGGUGCAGCAGAUGCCGGGAAGGCUCCGGACACAUGGUAGUCAUGGCGGACCUUUCGACAGCCCGGUCUGAGUAUUCAGCAUUGGUAGGCACAGUCGGAUUUGUAGCGUAAUAAGGCAUAAUGCUGGACUGAUACAGAUGUAAU
Messenger RNA from Microdochium trichocladiopsis, 2336 nucleotides. RefSeq lists its product as uncharacterized. Lineage: Eukaryota; Fungi; Ascomycota; Sordariomycetes; Xylariales; Microdochiaceae. The transcript is spliced from 2 exons. The record is from RefSeq and is a predicted model, not a curated record. Bases 1 to 2232 code for a protein of 743 amino acids.